Molecule: messenger RNA, 507 nt
Organism: Canis lupus familiaris (dog)
Lineage: Eukaryota; Metazoa; Chordata; Mammalia; Carnivora; Canidae
Product: protein FAM32A-like
Exons: 2
Coding region: 1-390 (129 amino acids)
Cellular component (GO): nucleolus
Source: RefSeq, a predicted model, not a curated record
AUGAGCCUGGGAAAGAGGAAUCCUGGACCUCUGAGGAAAGCAAGCGGCCUCACGGUGGCCUACGAGCAGGUUCAGAAGGGGCCCCUGAAACUAAAAGGUGUUGCAGAGUUCAGCGUGACCAAUCAGAAGAAGAAACAGAAGGACAAAGACAAGGCGAAACUCCUGGAAGUGAUGGGAAUGAGCAAAAAGAAUGAGAAGGAGAAGUGGCGCGGCCUGGACAAGCGCACCCCGGCCCAGGCGGCUUUCGAGAAGAGUCAGGAGAAGUGGCAAAUGGAAAGGAUCCUAAAGAAAGCACCCAAAAUCCACAAGCAGAGAGUGGAGGACUUCAACAGACCCUUGGACACCCUUACGGAGCACUACGACAUUCCAAAAGUCAGCUGGACAAAGUAGCCUCCCCACCCAGGGUAUGCAGCGGCAUCAAGGGGAAACGGAAGGCAAAGUUAGGGUUCUAUUUGGUGCCUUUGGUAUUUUCUAGAAACAUUCUUUUACACACACCCUUGCGUUUUC